Messenger RNA from Alnus glutinosa, 2238 nucleotides. Its product is annotated as probable UDP-glucosyl transferase 73B6. The record is from RefSeq and is a predicted model, not a curated record. The coding region runs from base 147 to 1571 and encodes 474 amino acids. The transcript has 2 exons. Gene Ontology annotation, molecular function: UDP-glycosyltransferase activity. NCBI's taxonomy places the organism in Eukaryota, Viridiplantae, Streptophyta, Magnoliopsida, Fagales, Betulaceae.
CUCUCCAUAGAACGUGAGGGUGAGGCCGGCCUGUCUCACUCUCGUACAGGCAAGGCAAGAUCUGAGACUGCGUCGCCCCUAUUUCCCAUAUAUUUAAGCUCUACAGAAAACGAGGCCCUCAAGUCACAGAUAAUAAGCUUUCAGUCAUGGCUGCUCCACCGCCAUCCCAUGUAGUCGUUUUCCCUUAUAUGGCUCAGGGCCACACCAUCCCAUUACUAGACAUAGCAAAAGCCUUCGCAAACCAUGGCCUGAAGAUCACCCUCAUUACCACCCCCUCAAAUGCUCCAUUCGUCUUUUCGAAAACCUCUAACCACCCAAAUAUCUCUUUGUCAAUAAUCCCUUUUCCGAGAGUUCAAGAGUUGCCCCAAGGAUGCGAGAACACUGCCGACCUUCCUUCAAUGGCUCUACUGGCUCCUUUCAUCGAAGCCACCAAAAAAAUGAAACAACCUUUCGAGGGAGUCCUCCGAGACAUGAUUGACGAUGGGUGUCGCCCCAUUUGCGUAAUCUCUGACUUCUUCCUAGGCUGGACACUCGAUUCGUGCCGUUCUUUUGGAAUUCCGCGCAUCGUCUGUCAUGGAAUGGGCGUCUUACCGAUGGCUAUUUGUAAAUCCAUUCGUUUGCAUGUCCCAACCAUUAAGGCUUCGUCGGAUUUGGAUCCGAUAGAGUUUCCACAUCUGAAAACUCCAUUCACUUUGCUCAAAGCUGACCUCCCUGAAGGGCUCGUCGACGCAGACCCGGAUGACGCUUUUAUGCGCCUCUCGCUGGAGGCUGCGGAAGCGGAUGUGAACAGCUGGGGCGUUGUGGUUAACAGCUUUGGGGCGAUUGAAGGUGAUCACGCGGGUGUACUCGAGUCCUUCUACGCCAACCAGGCCAAGGCCUAUUGCGUGGGGCCGUUUCUAUUGUACGAUCGGCUUGGAAAAGAAGUGGGGGCCGAGGAGGAAUCCUAUUCGUACAUCAAGUGGCUCGAUGAGCAAGCUGGAUCCGGUGGUGUGAUCUACGUUUCAUUCGGUACUCAAUCACACUUGUCGGAGCAUCAGAUGGAUGAGAUUGCUUUCGGGCUGGAGAUGGCAAGCCACCCAUUCAUCUGGAUUGUGAGAUCGACGACGUGGGUCUCGCCGGAUGGAUGGAAUGAGAGGGUGGGAAGGAGAGGGUUGGUUGUACAAGAUUGGGUGGACCAGCGAAGCAUCCUAGCUCACCCUGCAACGGGUGGGUUUUUGAGUCAUUGCGGGUGGAACUCGGUUCUGGAGAGCUUAUCAAUGGGGGUUCCACUUUUGACAUGGCCCAUGCUUAGUUUUUCGGACCAACCAUUGAAUGCAAAAUUUAUAGCAGUGGGAUGCGGAGCUGGGCUAAUGAUCCCACAAAGGGAGGUUGGAGGAGAGAAAAUCGUGACCGUUGGUCGCGAUGUGAUUUGUGAUGGAGUGAAGGAGUUGAUGGGAGGUGAGAAAGGGAGAGAGGCUAGGGAGAGAGCACAAGCAUUGGGGAGAUUGGCUAGGCAUGCUGUGGAAACAGGUGGAUCGUCCGUUACCAAGUUGGACGAACUGAUUGAGCAACUUAGAAGAAAAAAUAUGUGAUCAGCGUACAAGAUUCUCAUUAUUUUCUUUAUGGGUAGAUUGGUUAUACUAUCUUGCUUUUGCACUUGUAAUUAUUGGACUCAUCACUUAUUCAACAACGUAUGAUGAGGCACACCAUAACAUUUUGCAGAAAAAGAGUUGGUCGCGUAUAGGCACACCAAACGAAGAAGUGGGAACAUGGUUGCAUGCUCUGUUCACCUCUGUUUUAUUCAACUGAAACAGAGGAUUUGUAGAUGGAGCAUUUUUUUGGUGUGAUAUUGGAAUCCUGCUGUUCGUUGUUGAUGAUACGCGCAAGCUAGCAAGAAACUGAACACAAACCAAGCUGUCAUAACAUCUGUUUCACAUGCCUUAGGUAAUGCUCUAUUCCCAACAUAAGCUUCUACAUCUACAGUUAGGUGCUCGAAACGGACUUCAAUGGUGCGAAUUUCAAUCCAAGCUCUGUAUCACAGACAGGAAAGAGAAGAAUUUCAUUGACCCAGUUAUGCUGAAACAACUCUUUGUCAAAGACUAGCAUUCCUUCUUUUUCUUUUUCUUUUUUUUUUUUUUUUUUUUGUCGUUUUUUCCUUGUCCGAACAUCGUAUAAUGGAGUAUAUCUGUGUCACAAAUUCAUCGAAUGUGGAGAUUCAUGCAAAUUACGCAUAAACAACAAGACCCACUUUCAUUGUUC